GGAAAUGUCUGAUCAGGGAGAUGAGUUUGAUGUUGAGAAUAUAGCUGAGCCAACGGAAGAAAGUGAUGAUGAUCUCAACACUGUGAAUAUUCCAGUUCCCUCAGAAGAGCCUGAAGAAUCAGAUCAAAUUAAAGAACAUGAAUAUGAAUUAGAACGAUUCAGUAAGGACCAGAAAAUACCUGGUGAGGAGCAGAGUGACCAAAGCUCUUCAAGCCUUGAACCAGUCGAUGAAGAGCAAAGCAUGGAAAAGGAUGUGCCAUCCACACAAAGUUCACCUAGUCCAAGACAUUCUGAAGAGCAGGAUGUAAUGCAAAAUCCAAGUGAUAGUCUGUCAUUUCUGGAUAAAAUAAAAGCGAUAAAGGAGUCUUUGCAAAAAUCAAUGAAAGAUUCUUUAGCAACAGUAAAAGUUGUACUUAUUCCUGUGGGUCAGGAAAUUGUAAUGCCUUUUAAAGUUGACAGCAUUGUUAAAUACCUCAAGGAUCAUUUUUCAUUCCUAUUAAGUGUCCCAUCUUAUGCACUGCAGAUGACCUAUUCAGGAAUAACACUUAAAAAUAAUGAGACCCUAUUACAACAUGGAGUUAAGCCACAGGAAACUGUACAAGUGGAAAUCUUUUCUAUAUAUCCAGAUACAUAUCCAGUCAAGAGAAUACAAAGAUUAAAUGAUGUCUCUCAAAUCAUAACUGUCACCAUACAAACUGGCAUUGAUCAGUACCAGGAGGUACCUGUUGAAAUUGUAAAAUCUGACUUUCAUAAACCAUUUCUUGGUGGAUUCAGGCAUAAAAUAACAGGAAUAGAAUAUCACAAUGCUGGAACACAAACUGUACCUAAAAAGAGUCCUGAAAGAACUAGUGUAUUUUGUAGGGAUACACAGACAGUUUUUCAGAGAAAAAAGUUACAACAAACUGCAAAUACAACGUCUACACAAAUGACUAAAAUUGGUGUGUAUGUAUCAAAUAUAACUGAUAAACUGGUGAAACCAGGAGUAUAUUUUUCAGCAGCAGAAUAUCAUGCUCAAAGAUUAAAGGCGGUGAUAGUGCUACAGACUUACUACAGGCAAUGGCAUGCUAGAACCUUGGUAGAGAAUUUAAGAAGACAGAAAAUGUUGAGAUUGGAGUGGGAAGCACAGGAAGAACUAAGAAAGAUAAGAGAAAAAGAAGAAUGGAUGAGAUUGGACUAUUACCGGAGGCAUAAUCCUAAAACAAAUGAAGACUUCGAACUUCUUUAUAAUGCACUAGAACUCUGGCGGCAAGAAGAAGUUACACGCAUUAACCAAUCUUUCACUGGAGCUGAAAGGAAAGCUGCUUUGUGCGAAAUUCUGGAAAAAGAGACUCAGAUAAUUGCUUCCAUUGGGAGACAUAGAUACAUUGCUUAUACAGAGAGUCAGGAUGCAGCAGUACAAGCUUUUUUGGAUAAGUGUUCAGCUCUGAAGACGUGGAGAACAGCUGAUGGCAAAAUAAUUGAGAUGGAUACACAGUUCACCGUCAGAGCCAGGGAACUACAAUCCAUCUAUAAAUGCAUUAUGCUGAAAAAUAUCUCUCAAGAUGAGAGGCUGGAUGUACUCUUAACUCUUAAACACACUGUGAAGGAACAUGAAUGUAAACUGACUCAGGAUAUUCUAGAAUUGAUUGACAGAGAGGUUGAUCUUAUGAUGAGAGGAGUCAAACAUCACAACCUUGAAGGACUCAGAAAAAGAAUUGCAACACUCUUUUUACAUUAUAUCAAAACACCUCUGUUUAAUCCUGAAGUUGCAAGAUACCUUAAGGUCCCUCAAGACCCAUUGAAGUUUUAUAAGAAGAUUUACUUUUGCCACGGUUGUCAGCUAUAUUUGCCUUCUACAGAGUUUGCCGUAUCAUCCACCUCACACCGUGUAUAUAGGUGCCGUCGCUGCACUAGCCUUGAGAAUGAGGCUAAACAACGAGAAUCAUUUUUGAAGUACAAAUGUUUACUUCAACGGCUCUACUAUUCAGAAGCUGAUUAUGAAGAUGAUUCUAAAAUUGCUUUCUUGAUGCAGCUACAAGAUAUUCAGUACCUGACAGAAAACAUCUGGGCAUCCCAGUCAGUACUCAGUGCCUGGGACAAUCUCAAUGAUCUGGUCAUGGUCAGGUGGGAUAAGUCCUUGGAGUGGUCCCCCUGGAACUGCAUUCUUCUUACCAAAGAUGAAGGGGCUGCUCAUCUCAAGCUAACGAGUAUUGAAGAGGGAUACAGACGCUCAUUUAUUCACAAGAUCAAGCACAAACAUAUCCUGGCUAAGAACUAUUUUUCUCAGAUUCCAGCGCUGGCAUCAUUUAUACUUGAUGAUGAUGAAAUAGAUAUGAUCAGAAAGAAAUAUCACUCAGACACAACACUUAAGAUUAUAGAAUCCAAGAGGCCUUGUCCUUAGAAGAUCCAGGAGUAUUUGUUUGAUGAUCAACAUUUUUGUCCACUGCUCAUAGGGUAAUACAGAGGUCAUAUACUAUGGAAAUGGAAUUUUAUCUUUUUAUUGAUUUUGUUUUGUUUUUCAUAGUAUUAUAAGUUGUAUAAAGAGAAAACAUCCCUAUGUAAAUAUUUUAUUGCUAGGCAAUUAGUGCAAAAUUGAAAUGCAAUUUUGUUACUGAAAUUAAUAUUUUAAAGAGAACAUUUUGUUUUUACAUAUUUUCAAUUAAAUUUUUUAAAAAGUUCAAGUGUAUUAUAGUUAAAAUCUAACAGUCAAAUAAGGACUAGGCUUAACUUUCAA
Molecule: messenger RNA, 2713 nt
Organism: Propithecus coquereli (Coquerel's sifaka)
Lineage: Eukaryota; Metazoa; Chordata; Mammalia; Primates; Indriidae
Gene: IQUB
Product: IQ motif and ubiquitin domain containing
Exons: 13
Coding region: 5-2380 (791 amino acids)
Biological process (GO): cilium assembly
Cellular component (GO): motile cilium; acrosomal vesicle
Molecular function (GO): protein binding
Source: RefSeq, a predicted model, not a curated record